UCCCGCGACCCCGCCCCCAGGGUCUCCGGAGCCUCGGGUUUCGCGGAGCCUGCGAUGCCAAAGCCGGGCUGAGCCCUCGCCGCACCCCCGUCGGAUCCCUCGGAGGAAGGUGGAUCCGAGGUCACGGCUGGGACCGGGAGCCGGCCCCCGCCCGCAGGGACCGCACGCGCAUGGCCUCGUCCGCCGCCCCCGCGGCUGGGGGACCAGAAGGCGGUGGCCCCACAGGAAGUUCAACAGAGACACCGAGACGGUUUUCCAGGGAUCAACUUUUUAUCCUGAUCUCAGCAGCUUCCAUGAACUUGGGCUCCAUGAUGGCAUAUUCUGUCCUCGGACCUUUUUUCCCCAAGGAGGCUGAAAACAAGGGAGCCAGCAAUACCAUGAUUGGCGUGAUCUUUGGAUGUUAUGCUUUAUUUGAGUUUUUGGCAUCUUUGGUGUUUGGCAAAUAUCUUGUACAUAUUGGAGCAAAAUUUAUGUUCAUAGCAGGAAUGUUUAUCUCGGGAGCAGUUACAGUUAUCUUUGGUGUCAUGGACCGACUUCCAGAUGGACCAGUGUUUAUUGCUAUGUGCUUUCUAGUGAGGGUAAUAGAUGCGAUAGGCUUCGGAGCGGCAAUAACUGCAUCAUCCUCCAUCCUCACAAAGGCUUUUCCAAAUAAUGUGGCAACGGUAUUGGGCAGUCUUGAGGUGUUUAGCGGGCUGGGGCUUGUCGUAGGUCCUCCUUUAGGUGGCUUCUUGUAUCAGUCCUUUGGCUACGAGGUGCCUUUUAUUUCCCUGGGAUGUAUCGUCCUGCUGAUAAUACCACUCAAUGCAUGCAUCUUACCCAGUUAUGAGUCUGACCCAAGUGAACAUUCAUUCUGGAAACUUGUCACGUUACCCAAGGUCGGCCUUAUAGCCUUCGUCCUCAUCUCUCUGAGCUCCUGCUUUGGCUUCCUCGAUCCUAUUCUGUCUCUUUUCGUCUUGGGCAAGUUUAAUUUACCAGCUGGAUACGUGGGACUGGUCUUCCUAGGGCUGGCACUGUCCUACACCAUUUCUUCACCACUGUUUGGAUUACUAAGUGACAAAAUGCCACAUCUGAGGAAGUGGCUUCUGGUUUUUGGCAACUUAAUCACAGCGGCAUGCUUCAUGCUCUUAGGACCUGCACCAAUCCUGCACAUCAAAAGUCAGCUGUGGCUGCUGGUGCUGAUCUUAGUGGUCAAUGGCGUGUCUGCUGGAAUGAGUAUAAUCCCCACCUUCCCAGAGGUCCUCAGCUGCGCAUAUGAAAAUGGAUUUGAAGAGGGAUUAAGUACACUGGGACUUGUAUCAGGUCUCACAAGUGCCAUGUGGUCAGUUGGAGCUUUUAUAGGACCAAUGCUCGGUGGAUUUCUGUAUGAGAAACUUGGUUUCGAGUGGGCGGCUGCUAUACAAGGCUUGUGGCCUCUGAUUAGUGGAUUAGCGAUGGGAUUGUUUUACCUCCUGGAAGACUCCAGAAGAAGAUCUAAACCUCAAAGCACCAUGGGUACAGAGGAGGAGCAAGCUGCUCUCUUGCCAGGUGAAAUUUAGCCUGAUGAACUCUGACUGAUACAAGACGGGAAGCCGGAUGCUUCUGGCCCUGCACGUCACUGCUGGAAGGAUUUUCUUAGCUUUGCACACAGAACUCCAUGGACACCACACCCACAUGCUGGAAGCGGCAACAUAAUUUUGGGUGAUUGCGUGGCAGAUUGCACUCAGUAUCGCCCUAAGAAGCUGGCCUGCUGAACCAGUCUGAUUUGCAACACGGGAAAGAUAGUGGAAAAGUGGUAAAGUGUGUGGGUUUUUUGGUUUGGUUUUGGAGUUUGUUUUUUGAGGCAGAGUCUUGCUUUGUAAUUCAGGCUGGCCUGAAACCCCUGGUGAUCCUCCUGCGUCAGCCUCCCAAGUGCCACCAUGUCUGGCAAAGUUUGUUUUUAAGGACGAAGCUUUUCUUGAGGAUGUUUCUGUUUUUUCUUUUAGGAUGUUUUUGAUUUAGGCUUCUUGUUACCUCUGUUUACUUUUUAUUGUAAGUUCACUGAUUUUAUGAAUAUACCUUUCCUAGUCACAAGGAAAAAUAAAUUGAUGUUAUACACCAAUGACGUAAUGAUGACUCCGGGUAUGUAAUCACCUGAAAUCUGCUUUGAAAGCUUUGCUUUCUCUUGUGUUCUGAGAUUUUUGUCUUUGUUCAAAGGCAUAAUUCCUUCAGUUUUCCUAAAAAAUUUGUAUGUGUUAAAGGAUAAGAAAUAAAAAUACAAGUACCA
This is a messenger RNA of Chinchilla lanigera (long-tailed chinchilla), 2242 nucleotides long. It is a transcript of the gene Slc18b1, whose product is annotated as solute carrier family 18, subfamily B, member 1. The coding region runs from base 171 to 1535 and encodes 454 amino acids. Lineage: Eukaryota; Metazoa; Chordata; Mammalia; Rodentia; Chinchillidae. Gene Ontology annotation, biological process: transmembrane transport. The record is from RefSeq and is a predicted model, not a curated record. Gene Ontology annotation, molecular function: transmembrane transporter activity. The transcript has 14 exons.